CAUGGAAGAUGAACCACCCAGUUAUGACGUUGCAGUUGGACAGAAUGUCAAUAGAAAUGCUCGUAAUAAUCAGCCAGAUGGUCCAAAUCCUUUUAUCUCUUACGUCGACCUUAUUCCAGCUUGUACGUAUAGUGCAAGGAAAUUUAAAUCUGCAAAAUUUGAAAGAUUCAAAAAAGCGAAUCAUUGGUUAAGAAUUAAUAGCGAUCUUGCGGUUGUUGGUUGCGAAACUAUUGCAGUUGUAAAAAAUGAUAAAGAUAAUUGUGGAUUAGAAUUAAAUUCAAAAUUAACAACAAUGAUGGCCUAUCACGUAACAGAUCCUUUUCAAUGCCCGCAUAGAGAAUACUACGAAUUAAAUAUCGUCAAGUGUUUACGAUUAUAUGUACAAUUGAAGUCUAAAGAAGACCCUCCAGAGCCUCAUCAAAUUGGUUAUAUAGACUUUAUUCCCAAAAUCAUUAGUCUUCAUAAUAUCUUUUCUGGUCCAAAAUUUGAAAGUUAUGACAGUUCUCUAAAAAAAUUCAAUGAAUUCCUCAAAGACCAUCCAAUAGGUGGAAAAAUCCUAAGUAUAGAAACAGUUGCCUCAAAUAGAGUAGAAAAUUCGGAAAAUACUGAUGAAUCUAAAUUAAGUGAAAAUUCUGAAAAGCCUAAAUUGAGUACAAUGUUCUUUCGAGUUUUUUAUCUCCAUGGAUAUUCAUUACACGAAACUAUAGGUUCCAAAGAUUUCAUACCAAGAAUACUAGAGAUUGACAAAGAAUCUCGAUUUUGUAAAUUCGAGAAUUUAUCUUCAACAAUGGCAAGAGUUCAAGAUUGGAUGUAUUGGGAAAAUUCUCUAAGAGUUACCAAUAUUCAAACGAUAAACGUCUGUCAUAAAAAAGCUCAAAAAUCUAAUAUCACUGAAAGAAUUGAUUAUUUAAGAUCAAAAUACUCUUUGGGUUAUUAUUUUAGGAUAAUUCGGGUUUACUACGUUACAAGGCAAGAAGGAUCUAUUGAAAGACCUUUUAAUUUAACGUAUAAGACAUUCGUCCCUCCAGUUUUAUUAAAAAAGAGAAAUGGCUGUUCGUAUUACGAACCAACGAAUCUAUUUUUUAAUAGAGAAAUUGCACCUUUCAUUAGAUUUAAUUCUCCGUCUAAAGUGAUAAACUACGAAGUAGUACCUUAUUUUUACAAGAUAAAAACUGAACAAAUGGUCUCAUUAACAAAUUUACAGCACGUGUAUGUAUUAUGUAUAAGGGUUUACUUUGAUGGUCCUAUUGAAGAACCACCAAAAGGAUUUAUAGAACCUCCUGCCAGUCCUGCAAGUCUUUGUAAAAAUUGUGUCAUUCUAUGA
This is a messenger RNA of Dimorphilus gyrociliatus, 1324 nucleotides long. NCBI's taxonomy places the organism in Eukaryota, Metazoa, Annelida, Polychaeta, Dinophilidae. The record is from the annotation of a GenBank genome assembly.